CAUUCCACAUUUCCACUAUCAUCAUCAACCUCGCCGCCUCAUCGCCCCCGUGCGCGAACCCAAAAAUCCAACGGACCUAAACCUCUCCCGGCCAUGCCCAUGGCGCCGCCGCUCGCCCGCCGCCUUGCGCACACCGCCGCCACCCCGGGGGUGCUGGCCUGCCGCCUCGCCUCCCGCGCCGUCGUCCGCUUCGCCGGGCCCGAGGCCGCCCGCUUCCUCCGCUCGCUCCUCACCAAGGACCUCCUGCCCUCCUCCUCCUCUUCGGCGUCGGCGGAGCAGCGGUACGCGCCCACGCCCAACGCGCCCGCGCGGGCGCCACCCCCGGCCUACGCCGCGCUGCUCACGCCGCAGGGGAGGUUCCUCUACGACCUCUUCCUCUACCGCCCGGCCCCGCCGUCGCAGAUGCUCGACUGCACGGGCUCCGCGCCGCGGACAGGGGAGAGGCCCAACUGCGGGGAGGAGGAGGAGGAGCCCGGCGAGGUGCUCGCGGAUGUCGACGCCGCCGAGGUCGACGAGCUACUCGCCUGCUUCAAGAGAUACCGGUUAAGAUCCAAGGUUGAGAUAGACAAUGUCAGUAAGGACUUCUUAUGUUGGCAAAGAUUUGGACGCAAUGUGGAGCAUAAAGGACCUUCUACUCAAGAACCUGAGGCCCAAUCCAUUGGAUGGGGGCAAGGUGUUGACCAUGCUGCCGAAUCAGCUGCGCAAGGCAAUGGCCAUGGUUGGGAGUGGUUCAAAGACCCACGGUUGGAUUGCCUUGGUUACAGAGGAAUCUUUCCAGCUAAUAGUAUACCACCAUUAGUUGAGUCUGACAAAGAAGCGGAUGAGCGCCAUUAUUUGCUCUGGCGGAUAGAGAAUGGAGUUGCAGAAGGCUCAACUGAGAUCCCAAAAGGUGAAGCAAUUCCACUUGAAUACAAUUUUGCUGGAUUGAAUGCGAUUUCAUUUGAGAAGGGCUGCUAUAUUGGCCAGGAGCUUAUUGCACGGACACACCAUCGUGGUGUCAUUCGGAAGCGCCUAAUGCCAUUAAUAUUUGUAGAUGAAAACGGGCAAGAACUCGAGCAGGCUGUUGCUCCAGGCUCAGAAGUCGUGGACAAGGAGUCCGGCAAGAAAAUCGGUACAGUUAGCACUGCUCUUGGCUGCCGCGGUAUGGGCCUACUGAGACUUGAAGAAGCACUGAAGCAAAACUCAAGCCUUGCCGUCAAGGAUAAUAGGGAUGUGAGAGUUAAGGCGAUCAAACCAGACUGGUGGCCGGCUGAGUGGACACAAGUGCUUGAACAGCAAAGUGCAGUUGCUUGACAGCAGAUAUUCAGUGCCCCACUUAAAAUCUCCAGUGAAGUUUUGUGGAGUUUUAAAGCCGAAACUGUAGAGGUUUUCAGAAUUCAGAGGCAAUCAAAGCAAUCUCAGUUUAGCAGCUUGGUUAUGUUUACAGUUUAGCAACUGACAUGGUUACUUGAUCAUGUAGCAGUAAUGAAGUAUGAAGGCAGAGAUUGUUUUGUUCUCUGGCCUCUCUUCACUUGUAUCGACCAUAAAUAAGCGACUGUACAUAGCCCAAACACUGAAAGCACGCAUUUCAAUAAAAUUACACUGUCAACAGUUCGCCAACGACACAGAUGAUCCUGCACUAAACUGUUCCU
This is a messenger RNA of Oryza brachyantha (malo sina), 1631 nucleotides long. Its product is annotated as putative transferase At4g12130, mitochondrial. Lineage: Eukaryota; Viridiplantae; Streptophyta; Magnoliopsida; Poales; Poaceae. Gene Ontology annotation, cellular component: mitochondrial matrix. The coding region runs from base 94 to 1293 and encodes 399 amino acids. Gene Ontology annotation, molecular function: protein binding. The transcript is spliced from 5 exons. The record is from RefSeq and is a predicted model, not a curated record.